CACGGCCACGGCCACGUCCCGCCGCGAGAGAGGGCGGAGCGAGCGUGCGCGGCGGGCGCGCGCAGGCUCGGCGACCCAGCCCUGAGCCGCCUGCGCGGUUCGGCGUCCGCAGCUGGCGGCUGCUGAGCUGCCUUGGGGUGCAGUGUGGGAGGUCCAGAGCCAUGUCGGACCUGCUACUACUGGGCCUGAUUGGGGGCCUGACUCUCGUACUGCUGCUGACGCUGCUGGCCUUUGCCGGGUACUCAGGGCUGCUGGCUGGGGUGGCAGUGAGUGCUGGCUCACCUCCCAUCCUCAACAUCACUGUGGCCUACAAGUUCCACAUGGGGCCCUAUGGUGAGACUGGGCGGCUUUUCACCGAGAGCUGCAGCAUCUCCCCCAAGCUCCGCUCCAUCGCUGUCUACUAUGACAACCCCCACAUGGUGCCUCCUGAUAAGUGCCGUUGUGCUGUGGGCAGUAUCCUGAGUGAAGGUGAGGAAUCACCCUCCCCUGAGCUCAUCGACCUCUACCAGAAAUUUGGUUUCAAGGUGUUCUCCUUCCCGGCACCCAGCCAUGUGGUGACAGCCACCUUCCCCUACACCACCAUCCUGUCCAUCUGGCUGGCUACCCGCCGUGUCCAUCCUGCCUUGGACACCUACAUCAAGGAGCGGAAGCUGUGUGCCCAUCCUCGGCUGGAGAUCUACCAGCAAGACCAGAUCCAUUUCAUGUGCCCACUGGCACGGCAGGGAGAUUUCUAUGUGCCUGAGGUGAAGGAGACAGAGCGGAAAUGGCGGGGGCUUGCAGAGGCCGUUGAUGCCCAGGUGGAUGGCACAGGAGCUGACACGAUGAGUGACACGAGUUCCGUGAGCUUGGAGGUGAGCCCUGGCAGCCGGGAGACUUCAGUUGCCACACUGUCACCGGGGGCAAGCAGCCGUGGCUGGGAUGACAGUGACACCCGCAGCGAACACAGUUACACCGAGUCAGGUGCCAGCGGCUCUUCUUUUGAGGAGCUAGACCUGGAGGGUGAGGGGCGUUUGGGGGAGCCACAGCUGGACCCUGAGACUGAGCCUCUGGGGAUUACCAAGUGGCCCUGGGAGCUCAGUACCCCUGAGAAGGGCAAGGAGUAACCUGUGGCCUGCACCCUCCUGCAGUGCCAUUGCUGAGGAACUGAGGAGACUCUCCAGGGGACUCUCUAGCCCUUUUCCUUCUUCCCCUGGGGAAGGAGGGGUUCCUGAGGGACCUGAUUUCCUCUGCACCAGGCCUCUUGCUAAGCCUUCUCCUCACUGCCCUUUUGGCUCCCAGGGCCAAAGAAGCUAGGGACUGUUUUCUGCACCAGCCCCUAGGGCUGCCGCCCCUGUUGUGUCUUUUUUCAGAUUCAUUGGAGCUUCCAGGACCCAGAAUAAAGCCAAUGAUUUACUUGUUUCACCUGGA
Saimiri boliviensis boliviensis (Bolivian squirrel monkey) is the source of this 1407-nucleotide messenger RNA. RefSeq names its product testis expressed 264, ER-phagy receptor (gene TEX264). Gene Ontology annotation, cellular component: autophagosome membrane; nucleus; endoplasmic reticulum membrane. Gene Ontology annotation, biological process: reticulophagy; protein-DNA covalent cross-linking repair. NCBI's taxonomy places the organism in Eukaryota, Metazoa, Chordata, Mammalia, Primates, Cebidae. The record is from RefSeq and is a predicted model, not a curated record.